Molecule: messenger RNA, 276 nt
Organism: Aspergillus ibericus CBS 121593
Lineage: Eukaryota; Fungi; Ascomycota; Eurotiomycetes; Eurotiales; Aspergillaceae
Exons: 2
Coding region: 1-276 (91 amino acids)
Source: RefSeq, a predicted model, not a curated record
AUGGAUCCCACCCUCCCGAACAGCAAAGCCAUCACCGUCCCGGUCCCAACAAUCACCCUAACAUCCGAAGACCAGCAUAAAACUAUACCAGUCACCGAUAUCACUCAUUUCGUUGUCCAGGAUACCCUUCGAGUGGUGGAGGUUGAUUUUAUGAAACCUCAGCCGGGUGAAAGGUUGAAUGUGUUUUGGAAGCCUGCGCGGGGGAUUAUUUGCCAGAAGGUGCAGGAGUGGUUGGAGUAUUUGUAUGGUCAGGCGGUGGAUGGGAGCAGUUGUUGA